AUGCGACCAAAACCUUUUCAAGUUUUCUUCCUUCUCCUCUCAUGCGCAAAAGACAUAAACGCCCAUACUUGGGUAGAACAACUAUCCGUCAUCGCCCCAAAUGGGACUUUUGUUGGCGCUCCAGGAUAUCCACGAGGGAACGUCCUUCGCACCGCCUCUGACUUCAGCGAUACCACAAUGACCUUCUUGAUCCCCCCUUCCAGUCGCGCAAAUGUGACCUUAGUCCUACCCUCCGACAAACUGUGCAAGGACACCCAACAAGAGCGAACCCAGACUGCCGGAAGCCCCCGACUGCAGGCCAACGCAGGCGACGCAGUUGCACUUCGCUACCAGGAGAACGGUCACGUCACGCUGCCCUGGAACCAACCUGGGAAACCCGCAAAUCGGGGAACCGUGUACGUGUACGGGACAACAAAACCCAAAGUGGGUGAGAAGAUUCUCGAUGUCCACGGAGUCUGGAACAGUGACGGCACGGGGGGCGAUGGACGGGGCGUGCUGUUAUCUAAACAAAACUUCGACGACGGCCGCUGCUACCAGAUCAACAGCGGCAAUAUCUCGCAGGCGCGUCAACAAGAAUACCCACAUCAGGCCAAUCAACUUAUGGGUGCGGAUAUGUGGUGCCAGCAGGAUAUCAAGCUGCCCUCUACUGCCCCGACGAGCAAGUUGUAUACCCUCUACUGGGUGUGGGACUGGCCCACUCUCCCGGGCGUUGAUCCCACUUACCCGCAUGGCAAAACGGAGAUCUACACUACUUGCAUGGAUGUGGAUGUGAUGGCGUCUACAUCACAGAAGAUUGGGAACACUCGAGAGGAGGGAUAUGUCACUGGUCAGGAUCUUAACAAGGCUGCUAUUCCAUCGGAGUUUGACAAUCUUGACGACGUCCCAGUGGCGACUGGUACAACUGUUCAUCCAUCUUCUCAGCCGUCUUCGGCGAUUCCAUAUGCUCCAGAGUCAGCCUCUACGUUGUAUCUCACGUCGACAGAGGUGGUUCGAGUCAUUACUGUGACUGCCUGGAAAACAACCGAGAAGACCGUCACUGUGGGAGGCUGUGAAGCGAUCCCCACAGGGACUCCGAUUCCAAGGGGCAGCAAAAGACUGAAGAGAAAGGAUUGGAUGGCGUAG
Molecule: messenger RNA, 1122 nt
Organism: Penicillium daleae
Lineage: Eukaryota; Fungi; Ascomycota; Eurotiomycetes; Eurotiales; Aspergillaceae
Exons: 1
Coding region: 1-1122 (373 amino acids)
Source: RefSeq, a predicted model, not a curated record